CGCAUCUUCAAUCUGAAAUGUUUCUACCAGUGAAAAACUCAAUCACCAUGGUCCAAGCAUCGCAAGUAUAUGUGAAUAAGGAGCCCAAUCUUAUUGACCAGAGUCAAAACUGGUUGGAGGGAAAAACGAACAGUAUUUUUUGUCCUCGAUCGCUCGUCAUUGAUAAUAGAUUUAUUGCCUUCUUUGUGCCCGUUAUCAAAUGUCACCUCUAAACUUUUGGGGCUGUUUACAAUGGGCAAGGUUUGUACUCAAAUGUUUGUAGUAACAAUAAAAAAACAAGUUGUUUGGGGGCCGGCUAGACAUCAAUAUGGUGGGCAGAAAGGGUCACCAAAACUUAUCCCAUCUGUGGUAUAUUUUGUCGUUGUGGAACAGAGUGUCUUACAAUUUAUGACGCCAUUUUAGAAUUUGCAGUUCCCUCACAACAGUUGCAUAUCUUUAUGUCUGGCGAAUUCAUAAAAAAGAAUCAAACGAUGGCAUUCAAGUGACAAAACAAAAAUUGUGCAAAACUCAAGGUAGGUUUUCAAAACAUAAAAGAAGGAGAUGUGAAGUGGAGCAAUGGUUGACGUAGUUUCCUCCACGGAGAAAAAAUGAGGGUCUGUUUCUUCUAGCGGAUCUCUCUUACAGAAAUUACUCAGUCAAAGAUGUUAAUUUUCAAACUUCAGUACCUUCAAUUGUUUUGCCCUUACUUUCCAAUUUUUUUAGACAUUCUUAAAUACAAUUUCCAAUUGGAAUUAAUCCUUUCCCGUGUUCCUGAAAGAUGUGACUCGUCGGCGAAACCUAGCAAAUUAGAGCAGAUCAAAGAAUGCAUCAACCAAAUCCUAUCGAGAGCGUUGCCUAUUCGAAAUGGAGUGAGUGGUCGAGCAUUUCAGGGUCCAAACUUAAGGCGCUCAAGUGUACAGUAGUGUGCCAGUAGAUCGCGUUGUGGGCUGGAUGGAAUAGAAUGGAUGGAUGGAUGCAUGGAUGGAUGGAUGGAUAGAUGGAUGAAUCGAGAGUGAGCUGCCAUACGACACAAGUACACUGACCAGAGAACAAGUCGAAGCGCCAAAAUCUUGGGUGAUGUCGGCGACCACAAAAUCUUGAAUGAUCUCGGACCUGGUGCUAUGGUGCUACUUCUCCACGGCCUCCUCCACGGCGGAUGAGGAGAAGGAAAAAGAAUAUCGGAUGGUCUUCAAAUCAUGUCAAUCGUCAAGUGUUUCUCUGACGACUGAGAGAGAACAAGAAACGUUGUGGGAUUACAUUUCAAGCUCUAAGAAUAGCCAUUGUUCAGCCAUCAGCCAGCCAGCCAGCCAGCCAGAUUCUUUGAUUGAAUAUGAGGGAUCAAGAUACAACGUGGUCAUAAUUGCUCUUCUCGUUCGAUCUAAAUAAGUCGAUCCAACACGCACCUCCGCCAAUGUGAACUAGUACCCUGGCUGUUCAACUGUAGUAAUUGCAAAUUGGUCGUGUUGCUUGCUUCUAUUGUGCUUCUUCCUCAAUUACAGACAAACUGGACUUGUGCGACUAUCAUGUGUUUCGUUGUGACAACAUUAUUCAUGUGCCUCGUGCUAACAGCCACUCUGGACUCAUCCGAAGGCCUUCGUUACAAUUACGGCGAUGGCUCGUAUUACAUCGGUUCUGUGGAUGAAUACGGCAAACCGGAUGGCAUCGGACAAUACUACAACAGCUCCGGAGAUCUAGAAUAUCAAGGUGGAUACAGAGACGGGGUUCCCAAUGGUAAUGGCACCUGGUUCGGUCCCAACGGAGAGCGUCUGGAUGCGGAUUUCGUCGACGGCCAUGCUGUAGCUCAAGGCAUCAUGGAGUUCAAGAACGGGGAUGUGAUUCUUGGAUUAUUUCACAACCACCAUCCGCAUGGACAAGUCAAAAUUGCCCGAAAAAAUGGCGAAGAGAUCACUGGGGACUUUCGCAAUGGCAUCCUUCAUGGCGAGAUCUCUUGGAAAUCCGCCACGGGCAACACAAUGUCAGGCACCUAUCGAAUGGGACGACCCCAUGGGAAUAUUGUGGUGGUCAAUGAAGAAGGCAAUACCAUCUAUUCGGGCAAAUUUAUGAAUGGCCAACCGUUGAGCCAAGAAGAUCUGCCGGAAGAAUUCCAGUUGGAUCAGAUUCCAAUGCGAGUGUAGGGUAUGAAGCCAGCUGAGGAGUACAAAGUCAAUAACAUUCAGGAUAGACUGCAACACCGUGUUUAAUCUUUUGUAAAGAUGGAUUUCGGAUAAAGUAUUUAUACGAGGGAGAGUGCACUCGUCCCAACCAUUAUUGAACGAGGGUCAGCUGCCGUUGACAAGGAAUAACGUGGCCUUAUCUCGAGUAACACAUGUCGCCAUUGACUUGAUUAGGGCGAGUGUGCUCUCCCUGAUUUAUACGUUUAACUUGACAACCCAAUUUUCAACCAAUGGGGAACAUGAAUUUCUAAUAAAUAUUUUCAACU
Molecule: messenger RNA, 2419 nt
Organism: Tigriopus californicus
Lineage: Eukaryota; Metazoa; Arthropoda; Copepoda; Harpacticoida; Harpacticidae
Exons: 2
Coding region: 1503-2114 (203 amino acids)
Cellular component (GO): cytosol
Source: RefSeq, a predicted model, not a curated record